AUGGACAUAUUUUCGGAGUCAAUUGGAAACGUCAAUAACAAGCAGACAAUCAGCUUUGAACACCUGUGGGAAUGGACUGGCAAGCUCGGGAACUUCGCUAGGCCGGGCUAUCUCCCGGCAAACUUGAGCGACUUUGUCAUCCCAUUGCUGAAUAUCAAUAAAGAAGGGAAGCUGCAGCGCGAGAUCAAGGACAUCAUUGAUGAACUCGAUAUCAUGAUCUACAUCAGCACCCAGCAGAGGGACGUCAUUAAGAAGUUCAAGAAAGAGGUCACACACAUACUCGAUCCGUCGGGGACCUGGAAGGACAAGCUGCCUACUACCCCAAUCAGUAAUUCCAAAGACACCAAAGAUCAAAAGCGGCAGAACGACUAUUUCUGGUUUGUCAAUACGGCUGACGAGUUGCUGGGUGAUGUUGACGACCAGAUCGGAGAGCUGGAGGGUUUGAGGAAGAGUGCUGAGAGCACGUCAACGAGUCUGGACCACCUUCUCAAUCUCAAACAGCAGCAAGCCUCUGUGUUUCAGACUUGGCAGUCCACAAAGCAAGCCGAGGAAACGAUGAGGCAAGGUCGAGCCAUUAUAAUCUUCACCGUAAUGACUAUCAUCUUCCUGCCACUUGGAUUCAUCGCAAGUAUCUUUGGCAUGAACAACAAGCAGACCUCGGGCGACGAAAUGCCAAUGACUCUUCGAAGCCAGUUCAGAUACAUGUUCCCAAUAUCGACCGGGAUAAUCAGCUUCGCCCUCGUCAUCGCCUUCAGCGACUACGUCCGGACCGUCAUCUGGCUCAUCUACAAGUACCUCACCACCCUCACGGUUAUCAAGUCCGGCCUGUACGACAGGGUGUACCUGAGCCUCGACUGGAAGAGCAAAGACCUGGUGAGGAACGUCGAGGACCGCGUGGCGCAGAUGAAGGCGGACGUGAAAGAAGCGAGGCAGAAGCGAGUCAAGAAACACAACAGGUACUCCUCCAGCCCUGGGGAUGAAGGCUCCCUUCGAAGCGACGCCAGGGAUGAAGGAUCCGGCUCUGGGACAACCGGCGGGUCAAACCACAACACUGCGACCGCAGCGGACGGUUCGUCGUCGUCCGGCAGCCGCCUCCGGCCCCGCUCCUUGCGGCUGGGUGGAAGGCGGGCGGGCGAUGAGGACCGGCCCCAUGUCAUCCAUAUGGGUGCCCUCAGUCCUGCCAACCCUACCAGCGCUGCUUCGACAGUGCCACCGACUCCAGCGAGGAACCCGGUCGCGCAUGCUACCUCGGCGCCGGGGCUGCUGGAGCCGUGA
Molecule: messenger RNA, 1275 nt
Organism: Diaporthe citri
Lineage: Eukaryota; Fungi; Ascomycota; Sordariomycetes; Diaporthales; Diaporthaceae
Exons: 5
Coding region: 1-1275 (424 amino acids)
Biological process (GO): transmembrane transport; metal ion transport
Cellular component (GO): membrane
Molecular function (GO): metal ion transmembrane transporter activity
Source: RefSeq, a predicted model, not a curated record